Molecule: messenger RNA, 2194 nt
Organism: Saccoglossus kowalevskii
Lineage: Eukaryota; Metazoa; Hemichordata; Enteropneusta; Harrimaniidae
Product: acyl-CoA synthetase short-chain family member 3, mitochondrial-like
Cellular component (GO): mitochondrial matrix
Molecular function (GO): propionate-CoA ligase activity
Source: RefSeq, a predicted model, not a curated record
UGCUCCCUGGUAGAGGUUACAUGCAAGGGUCACGACGCACAACAACAUGGCGAGUCUGUUGUUGAACACAUGUCGAUUUAAACACUUAUUGAGUGCUUCAACAUGUUUGCGACAGUAUCAUCAAGUCACACCUACAAAAUACCGAACAUUGUCAAAAUAUCUACGAAACAUUAAUUAUUCUGUGUGUCGAAACUUUUCGAAAUCCGUCAGACUUGCAAGUGAGUACGAUGAAGUAUUCCGAGAAUCACUGAGCCACCCAGAGGAGUUUUGGGGCGAAGCCGCCGAAAAGAUCACCUGGCACAAGCCUUUCGAACGAGUUCUGGAUCAUACUAAUCCACCGUUCACAAAGUGGUUCGUUGGAGGUGAAUUAAAUACAUGUUACAAUGCAGUGGAUCGUAAUGUAGAGAAUGGUCUUGGUGAAGAAGUGGCUUUGAUACAUGAUAGUCCAGUAACAAACACUGUCCAACAUAUCACAUAUAAUGAACUACUAGAACAGGUCAGUUAUUUUGCUGGAGUACUCAAUAAAUUUGGUGUUGUACAGGGUGACAGGGUAUUGAUAUAUAUGCCAAUGAUUCCACAAGCUGUGAUUACUAUGUUAGCAUGCAGUAGAAUCGGAGCCAUUCAUUCACUGGUAUUUGGUGGAUUUGCUUCCAAAGAAUUGAGCACUAGAAUCAACCAUGCCAAGCCUAAAGUGAUUGUAUCAGCAUCAUGUGGUAUUGAACCAGGAAGAAUUGUGGAUUACAAGCCAUUAUUGAGCCAGGCUAUUAAUAUGAGUGAUCAUAAACCGUAUAAAUGUGUGAUCUAUGACAGACCAAUGAAAAAGGCUUCUUAUGAAGAUGGACUGGAUGUGAGUUGGGAGGAAGAGAUGUCAUCUUCACGACCACAUGAUUGUGUUCCUGUACCAGCAACAGACCCUGUAUAUUUGUUGUAUACGUCAGGUACAACUGGCACACCCAAGGCUGUUACACGUCCUACUGGUGGUCAUGCUGUUGCGUUAUUCUGGACGAUGCAUAACAUUUAUGGUAUAAAACCAGGGGAGGUUUGGUGGGCAGCAUCUGACCUUGGCUGGGUCGUAGGUCAUUCUUAUAUUUGCUAUGCGCCAUUGCUACAUGGGAAUACAUCUAUCAUUUAUGAGGGUAAACCAGUUGGUACACCUGAUUGCGGUGCAUUUUUCCGUGUUAUCAAAGAGCAUGGCGUAGUGUCUUUAUUCACGGCUCCUACUGCACUGCGAGCUAUACGAAGAGAGGAUCCCAAUGGAGAGAUGAUCAAAAAUUAUUAUUCUGAUACGUUCCGUGCCUUAUUUGUUGCUGGUGAGCACUGUGACCAUGAGACAAUGGACUGGGCAAGAGAGGCUUUAGGAGUUCCUAUACUAGAUCACUGGUGGCAGACUGAAACUGGUUGGCCCAUUACAGCAACAAAUGUAGGAUUAGGCAAUGAUUUGUACCCACCCUCAGGCUGCACUGGUAGACCUGUACCUGGAUGGGAUGUAAAAGUUCUCAAUAAUGAGGGUCAUGAAACUGCUCCUGCUGAACUUGGACAGAUUGUUGUCAAGUUACCACUACCACCUGGUUUCAUGUCCACAUUGUGGGAGAAUGACCAAAAGUUUGCAGACCUUUAUUUCACCAAAGACAGGAAAUAUUAUGACACAAUGGAUGCUGGUACUUGUGAUAAAGAUGGCUACAUAGCUGUGAUGUCACGAGCUGAUGAUGUCAUCAAUGUGGCAGGUCAUAGGUUAUCAAGUGGUGCAUUGGAAGAGGCAAUGCUAGAACAUUCUGACUUGGCAGAAUGUGCUGUGAUUGGAAUAAAAGACAGCUUAAAGGGACAUGUGCCGCUUGGAUUGUGUGUUUUAAAAGCAGACAUUGACAGACCUCAUCGUCAAAUAGUGACUGAAGUUGUGCAGACAAUACGAGAUACAAUUGGACCUGUGGCUGCAUUCAAGAGAGCUGUAGUGGUUAAAAAACUUCCUAAAACCAAAUCUGGCAAAAUCUCAAGAUCUACACUUAUGGCAAUGGCUAAUGGUCAGCCAUUUAAGAUUCCUCCCACGAUUGAGCAGCCUGACGCCUAUGAAGAAAUCAGGGAAACAUUAGAAAGUAUUGGAAUGACAAAACUCAGCAGACCAUCUCUUUGAAACAUUUAAAAUUCAAGAAUAUAUUAAACUUUCCAAAUUGAGUUGGCAUGUGAUGCUGACAUGCUU